This is a messenger RNA of Rhopalosiphum padi (bird cherry-oat aphid), 853 nucleotides long. RefSeq lists its product as uncharacterized. The transcript is spliced from 4 exons. The record is from RefSeq and is a predicted model, not a curated record. Bases 143 to 853 code for a protein of 236 amino acids. Lineage: Eukaryota; Metazoa; Arthropoda; Insecta; Hemiptera; Aphididae.
CGUAGUGGUAAACGGUAAGUCACACUCAAUUUUUUUAUUAUUAAAAAAUUAUAAAAAUACAUAUAAAAGAAAUUAACAUAAUUAUUACAGUUACUAUGUCUGUGCAACACCUAAUGUUUACUGUAAAGGCACAUUAAUCAAAAUGGAAAAUGGCACUAUUAUAACUAAGAACCCUCACACACAUUUAGCUUAUAGUCCAAUGUUUAAUGAGCAACAAGUUACAAAACGUUUUAGGACCACUUUAAUUGAGAGAUCAAAAACUGAGACUACAGCUCAUAAAGUUAUAUACGACGAAGAAUCAGUUAGAGAUCCAGAAGCUGCUUUGAAUUAUAGUUGGCCAACAGCGGAGUCUUCCAUGCGACAGUCUAGAAGAAGCGUUUGUCCAGCAUUACCACAUACAUUGCGAGAGUUGGGCGAACAUUUCGAUUUAAAUGCUGACAAAUAUCAAUGUAAUAAUUCUGCAUUUUAUCAAGAGUGGAUGGUUGACAGAGAUGGCAAGUACAGCGUAAUGUUUUGUUGCAAUGAUCUUAUUAGUGCUGUAGUUAACCAAGGUGCCACAGAAUUGCAUGCUGAUGGGACAUUUAAAGUAGUUCCAUCAACGCCUCAAUGUCGACAAUUGUUUAUUAUUCACUUGAUCCUGCAAAAUCACUCCAUACCUGUAUGUUAUGUACUAAUGGAAACCAAAACUGAAGCAUCAUACAGAAAAGUAUUGGAGAGAUUCAAAAUUAAAUACCCAGAGGUCAGACCAGUCUCUAUAAUGAUUGACUUUGAGACUGCCCUACGCCAAGUUUUAGUUGACACGUAUCCAGAAUCACAUGUGUGUUUGUGCUGGUUUCAUUAUGUGCAGGUUUAA